UGUCCCAUCAUUGGUGUCAGUGGGAGGAAUAGUGCCCCAUCAUUGGUGUCAGAGCGAGGAAUCGUGCCCCAUCAUUGGUGUCAGAGCGACGAAUCGCGCCCCAUCAUUGGUGUCAGUGGGAGGAAUAGCACCCCAUCGUUGGUAUCAGUGGGAAGAAUAGCGCUCCAUCAUUGGUGUCAGUGGGAGGAAUCGUGCCUCAUCAUUGGUAUCAGUGGCAGGAAUAGUGCCCCAUCAUUGGUAUCAGUGGGAGGAAUAGUGGCCCAUCAUUGGUAUCAGUGGGGGGAAUAGUGCCCCAUCUUUGGUGUCAGUGGGAGGAAUCG
Molecule: messenger RNA, 320 nt
Organism: Staurois parvus
Lineage: Eukaryota; Metazoa; Chordata; Amphibia; Anura; Ranidae
Source: the annotation of a GenBank genome assembly